Molecule: messenger RNA, 4165 nt
Organism: Cheilinus undulatus (humphead wrasse)
Lineage: Eukaryota; Metazoa; Chordata; Actinopteri; Labriformes; Labridae
Exons: 7
Coding region: 208-1137 (309 amino acids)
Molecular function (GO): catalytic activity
Source: RefSeq, a predicted model, not a curated record
AACCGCCUGCGUUGUUCAAGUUUCCUUGGGGUAUCAUUUGAGUGUUACGCUAGCAAAUCAGUUGUCGAAAUUAGCUUGAAUGCUAAGUCAUUACAAGUUUUAACACUUAUUGAAUGCCUUAAGACUUUUUACUUUAGUAUUUGACGGCAGUAGGGCUUAGUUUGUGUCUGACUUGACGAGUUAACCGUGACACCAAAGGAGAAAACAAUGGCGCUAAGAUAUUUUCGUAAACUUGCACCAGUUUUAGCGCGAACCUGCAGAGGUCAAAUUAAUGGACGGUCGUUAAAUGCCUGUUUAUCACAGGUGCCUUUCUACAGUACUGCAGCAGGAGGUGAAAACACAGGAACAGCUGCAGGACAGACUGUGGUCACAGAGCGCAGGGGGUGCGUUGUUACUGUGGGGAUAAACCGCCCAGAGAUGCGCAAUGCGGUUAACCAGGAGACGGCAAGGCGUCUGCUUGAAGAGUUGGAGGCCUUCGACUGUGAUACCGACUUAAAUGUGGCUGUCCUGCAUGGAACAGGAGGGAAUUUCUGUGCUGGUUAUGAUCUCAAAGAGCUGGCCAAUCACACCGCCUCCCUCAAAUUGGAGCAAGAUGUCACCAAGGGUCCUGGUCCGUUGGGUCCGUCCCGUCUGGAGCUCUCAAAGCCGCUGAUAGCAGCAGUCAGUGGUUUUGCUGUGGCUGGGGGGCUGGAGCUGGCUCUGCUGGCUGAUCUAAGAGUGGUGGAGGAGAGCGCAGUUAUGGGGGUGUUUUGUCGCAGGUUCGGAGUUCCCUUGAUUGAUGGGGGCACUGUACGGCUCCCUCAUCUCAUCGGCCUUUCUCGAGCCCUCGACUUGAUCCUGACUGGACGACCCAUCGGUGCACAGGAGGCUCUUUCCUACGGACUGGCUAAUAGAGUUGUCCCUGAUGGCCAAGCUUUGGCAGUAGCCCUUCAGUUAGCAGAGGAGAUUAGCUCCUUCCCUCAGCAGUGCCUGCGAGCUGAUCGCUCCUCAGCCUUAUACAGCAGCUACGGUGCCCCAUCCUUUUUAAAGGCCAUGCAGUACGAAAUGGAUCACGGAUUUCCCGUCAUCUCAGCAGAGUCUGUUGCUGGAGCAGCGAGAUUCACCGCAGGAGCAGGAAGAGGAGGAAAAUUCUCAUAAUAUUUUCUUUGCAGCAGACUUUUGAUUUUUAGGUGAUCACACACAUCUUGCUACAUCCAAUUAUUGUCAUGCUUUUGGUGUAACGGUGCACAAAAACUCUGGUUUGGUAACGUUUUCUAUUUGAACUCAUGGUUUGGUAUGCAAUGCAUAGUUUGCAGUGUGGUCCACUUUUGGCAUCCUAAAUAAUUAUAAAAUAUCAUCAAACUGCAGACGUGGCUCCAACUUUUCCUGCCUACUCAAACAUUGAGAGGCUAACAUCAGGCUGUAAAAUGAGAAUGAGUUCAACAUCUGCUACUUCUAUGAGUAAGACUACUGAGGCUUUACUUAUUAUCAGUGCAUCAUUAGAAAGUAUGCAAUUCAGUCUGUUAGAUCUAUUUUAUAUUUUGGACAAAAAAAUCACCUCCAAACAUCUUUUAGUGGAGAUUCUCACCAAAAAUGGAAUUCUACUUUGCAGAAUUUUUCACUUAAACACAUCAUGAUGAUAAUGAGACACUUACUUUAUUUGUAGCUUUCAGUCACAUGACCAUGCAGAGGUCUUUAGGAGACAAAAAUGUUGGACAGUGGCAGCUACCACUGAACACCAUGUGGUGCUGGGGCAGCAUGCAUUUUAUUCUCCAUGUUUUCAAAAUAUCUGCAUCACCUGACAACCACAGAAAAAUAGUGAUGUUAAGCAGCAGUUACACCUACCUCCUUUAGACCCAUUAGGAGGUAGGUGUAAUAUUUAAAUUCCGACUGAAGCCUACAUUGAAUCUAUUUAAGCUGGCACAAGAUCUUAAAUGUCAGUAGGACUUAAACACCAUCAUAAAUAAGAACUUGUGUUCAAACUAGGCUACAUUUGAAGUAACACACAACUGGUGCAGCUCUAGUGUACUGGAACAGGUUGGAUAAAUAUGUGCACCUCUACACCCCUAUACCCCAUAAGAGUAUUUUUUUAUAUGGUUGCUGUCAGUCCUCUCCUAGCGCCAUAUUUCAGGCACUGCUGAGGUCAGAGCUGUUUUUAAACAAGGGCGGUUUGGACUCUGAUGAUUGGCAGAGGAUGGGAUGCCUCAUCAAGGAUAGAUUAGCUUUUACUGGUUCAUUAAAUUACUAUCUUUAAGCAAAAUGAGGUUAAACCAAUCUGGCUGAACCAAAUAUUCGUGAUUGAUAAAAUGAUUCUUCACUUUAAAUUUAACAGUUUUCAAUGCAAAUGGAAGGCAAAACAUUUUAAGGCACAGUGUGUACUAUUUAGCCUUUAGCGGAGCAAACUUAGUAAAAAUAAAACACAAUAUUCAUUAGUAGGCCUGUCUAAAUCAGAAUUUCACUGCAUGAAUAUACAAUUAUUUUAUUGUAAUUAACUUGCCACUAGAAGUCUGUAUGCAGUCUAGAAUCUGACAUUUAGAUGUCGCUAGUAUUCCAGCUUUUACAAACUCCACCUUAAAAAUGUCUUUGUUGAAGGUGCAGUGUGUCAAUUACAAAUGCAGGUUUGGUGUCAUAAGCACCAAAGGUGCAGUGUCUCGCCGUUGUCAUUGAGUAAGAGUUUAAACAGUUAAUUGCUGUGAUUUAAUGUCUGUUUGUGUGCAUCUUCACGUGUCUGUGACACCGUUACCAUUGCAGUCUGCUGUAAUUACUGCAGACGAUUCAGCACUUGGUGUCAGAUCCGAGCCAGGUGUAAGCAUUCCUACGGUUUUGGAGCUGGUUCCCCUUAAUUUUGUGUUGUGGAGAGAUGUAUAUGUCUCUUUCAUGGUGGAGCACACAACACAAACAUUUUUCUCUUGUGUUUGAAUUUGUCUGAAUGCUUUCAUGACCUUUAAAGUGCUCUUUAAUAAAAAUGCCAGAGAGAGGAGAAGUAAAACCAAGAUCUAUGAUGGUGUGAGUUAAAGAGAGAUACAAAGAGCUCAUUAGGGUUAGGAGGUGUCCUGUCUAGACAGUGUGAUGACAGGACGCAGAGCCUCUGUUUAAUGUUUCCUCCUCCUACUGCUCCCAAUUCACCCGGCAUACACUCACUCACAGUUCACCUGCUCUUCCUCUGAUUCACACAAACCAGCGUUAAUUCUAGCAGCUCCUCUAGGUUUAGUUUGAGUUUAUAGAAAUCAUCUUAACCCAGUGAGAUUUUAGUCUAGAUGUAGUCAACAAAACUUAAAAUGUCUGCCCAGAACUUACUAUCAAAAUGCUUCAGUCUUAAAACAACUUAAAUAGCCAAUCUUUAUAAGUAAUUUUAUUCAUGCCGUUUAAAAAAAAAAAAAAAAAGAUUAAAGAUAAACAUGUAGUGACAGACCUUGAAUGAAGGACUAUGCUUUUUGUGGAGUACUUCAUUUAUCUGUCAUUAAUUCAGACGCUUUACAACGACACUUGAAAUUUAGCUCCCAUUUCUCCCAGUGGUUGCUGAGAUGGUGUUGGACUGAGUCUAAAACAAAAGUAUCUCCUUGUGUUCGGUGGUGGUAUGCACUGCUUUGAUGCUGCUCCUCACUCUUCACGUGCAGAUAAGAUAGGCUCAGCAGUAGCAGCAGUAGCAGAGACUUAGAGAUAUGGACACCUUUGGCUCUUAUCACCAGGACCAUCGCAGUCUGACGGGACCAUGAAGACAUAACACAGGUAUGGGUGAAAGGAAUGAUGGGGGGAGAGGAGGGAGAGAGGGAAAUGAGGAUUUUAAAGAAUUCCUUAUCUGUCCAUGUGAAGCUUCAGCUGGUCUCUGCACUCUUUACAGCAGGUAUUCCACUAACUGGGGUCAUUUAUUUACUUGUGACAAAAGAGGUGACCAUCAUGCAGCUGAUUAAAAUUCGAAACUCUGACGUUUUAGAAGGUUAUAAAGACACCAGCGAACUUCUCUUUAGGAGAGACUGGGAGCAAUUUGAACCCGAUCUUCCUACAAGAAACAAGCUCGAGUUAUAACAUUUAUUUCAGGGUCAGACUACAUGUUUAACCACAAUUAUAGCCAGAUCCAGCAGUUUUGGGGCAGACAGACAGACGUGCCAGACAGACAGAAGUCAUACGCCCAGCUGUGAUCAGCUGACUACCAACGAAUUCCAAUGAUCACCUCCCAGCUCCCACA